AUGCUCCACGAGACGGAGUUCUUCUCACACGUGGACUAUACCCUCAAGAUGAACAUGUACGACUUCCCUCCCAGCUCCGAGGUUUUGGUGAAGACGGUCAUCAGCCAGAUGUGCCACUGUGCAGUGAAAGCCGUGGCCAACAACAGCAAGAACCAGAUGCAAGCCUACAGGUCAGUGGAUGCCAUGAGGACCUUGGUGGCGGAGCAGCCGGAGUGCGCGUUGCUCCUGGCGGAGAUCUUCAAGGGGAACUUCGAAAUCUGCCGCCGUGUGCCGGAGGAUCUCAUUGACCAGUUCUCAGAGCUCAUCUUGCGGGAACGCUCCUCCGGUAGCUUCGUCUCCUGUUACAUCGACUUCUACAUGGCCAUUGUCUCCGCGGGCAACAAGCCGGUGGUCCGCAACCAGGUGCCAGUUGUGGAGGCGUUGCAGCGCGGCCGGCCCGAGAGGAGUGCGGGUUCGAGAGAAUCCGGGAUGCUCUACUUGCUGCGCAGCAGCAGCGAGCUGGAGCACGCCUUAGAUUUGGCUCGGCACUUCAAGUCCAAGUCGGUCUUGAGAGGGGAGGACACCAGCGAGCUGAAUGAGAACGACCAGGAGCUGGUCUACUACUUAAAAUCCCUGGAGCUUCUGGGGGGCAUCGCGCGUGGACGUGGGAGCCACAGCUUGAUCACCAAGCCCUUCGUGUCUGGAUUGAUCCAUCCGACCUCGGCGAUCCGCAACUUGCUGCGCACCUCCACCACGCGCGAGUGCCGCCCGCGGGACCUGCCGCUGAGCCCCAUCGCCGUGGCACACCUGACGAUGGCCUCCCAAUGGCUGGAGUUGGUGCGCCACCUGACGUAUGAUGUGGACGUGAACCUCCGAGACAUCAUCUUGCUGUCUAGCCCGCUGCAUGUGGAGUUCGUCCGGGCUCUCCUGGACUGGACGCGCGCAUCCCUGGAAGCGCCCCCACGCUUGGGUGGACCGGAAGUGGAGGAGGUCGUUUAUUUCCGCCCCUGGGCGAUGUUGAGUGGUAUGGUGGUCUGGUGGUCUGUGGGGGACGGCCAUGGAAAUCUCUUGCUUUGCAUCGACGCCUUCUUCAGCUUCUGCUACACUCCCGUGUGCGAGUCCGACGCCACAGAGGGCAUGUUGGGCCUGGCCACCGACUACUAUGCGUACUUUGGGCGUGUGAUGCAGAUGCAGGCGUCCGUGAUGUACAAGAAGUCCUCCAACGCCAAGCGCUGGAGCAUCGCUGAGGAAGAAGCCGACUUGCUCAACAUCGCAGGAACACGUGUGCUGCAGAUUACCUCUGGUGAAGAUGCCAGCAAAGAGAUCCAUGCCAUGUCCACCCACGUGGAGGUGGAGCAGAAGGCGACCUCCGAGACGGAGGCCCAGUGGCGCGCCAUGCUGCAAGCCUUCCGGCGGAACCCGCAGAUCUCCGAAGGUGAGUCCUCCUUUUCACUGGGAUCGGACCUCCGGCAUGGUCUGGAUGCAGGCAUCACUGGAGAGGAUGAGCGAGUUGGGAACAUUAUCAUUGAGAUCGGUGCUCUCACCGAUCCCGAUCGAGACGAGUACACCCGGUUUUUGCCCCCCGACUUGGGCUCCACCUUGCCAGAUGGCGCUCGGAUGGACCACAAGCCCAAUGAGUCGCAGGAUAUGCAGGAUGAGGAGCUGGUGGACAACGAACAAGCGCAAGCGCAAGCAAUCGCAGAGAUUGGGUGGAUUUUCGGCGGACUCUUGGCAAAACUCUACAGGAACCUGAUCACCUGUGAAGAUGUCUUGAAGCAGAUUAUGCAGCAUCAGGUGUAUUUGCGCUCUGACUUGGACUCCUUGCGGCGGGUGCAGCGGCUUCUGCUAGGCAUGCUGGCCUCGGCGCGGAAGUCCAUGGAUCCCCUGGGAUCGGUUCAGAUGGUGCAUCGAGCCAUCGUGGCUUCGGGCAUUACCAAGCUUAUCGUCGAGAUGUUGGAUGACCUCAUCUUCACCAGUGCGCCGGAAGACGUCACGGACUCCGCCUGGCAACUCCUCAUCGAAGUGCUGUGUGAAGUGAGGACUCCCUCGGGUGGUCAAUCAGUGAGCAAGCCCAUGCAGCAGAGCAUCCUGGAGGUUUGUAUGACAGGCUCGGAUGCAGGGAUGUUUGAAUCCUUCCGGGAGCUCACCAGCACGGUGAUCAGCAAGGCCAAGGCCACCCGGAGUCUGUCGCGAGGCCAAGUUCCGACACGCCAGGAGCAGCGGCAAAUUGACGAGUACAAAGCUUGGAUGGCCGAUGCUGUACGGGCCAUGGAGGCCAUGCGGCUCAUGGUAGAGGGCCACUUCUUCCCCAUGCAGCAGCAUCUGCAUUCCCAGAGCGGCUCCUCCCGGUCCUGUGACGUGCUGGAGCAAACCUGCCGACUGGUGGUGCAGAUGGCGAAGGACCCCAAGGGAGGUGACAGCAUGAUGCCUGAAGAGAUUCAGUGCAUUAGUCAAGCCCUGACGCUUUUGAUUGAGUUGUGCCAGGGCCCCAACCUGCAGAACCAGGAAGUCGUCAGCACCUUGGGUCUGGUCGAGACGAGCUCGAGGCUUUUGCAGCCCAACUUUGAGCUGAUUUGCCAGUUGGAAGGUGACGUGUAUCCUCCCACGGUGCGACGACUGAAAGCCCUCCUGAUGGAUGGCAUGCUGGCACUGGUGGAAGGGCGCUUGGAUAGUCAAAUCCAUGUCACCAUUCCGCAGCGCUUGGACCCAUUGGCCCUCAAGGAGCGGAUCGAGUUUGUGCACAGCUACUUCGUCUUCGGCAUCGUGGGCGUGGCGCGGCGCACGGUGCAGAGCGAUCAAGUCGCCCGGAUCCCCUUGGAGGCCAACACCCGGCACUUGCUCUCCUCCUCCGGUGCGAGCCCCAGCGACGUCUACCAAUCCCUGCUGGCCGCCAGUGUCCUCGCGGAAGAGCUUCUGGAAGAUUUGUCGGACGCCGACAUCCGCAACUUCUUCAGUGAGGGCUUGAAGAUGGUCCAGCUGAUUUUAGAGGUCGCACAGUACUCCUCCACCUUUGAAAGCAUUGUGAAGCCAACUAAGGAUGAGGAUGAGACCUUUGUGGAUGACACCUCGCAGUAUUUGUCCGAAAAACACUAUCUUCAGGAACGACAGAAGUUCCACAUGCGCUCUCGCUAUCGCUUGGCCUAUGGAUUCCUCAGCCGCUUCGUGCGGACGAUCGAAGUCAUGAUGGAUGGCAACUUGCACUAUUUGCAUUUUUGCCUCCCUGUGACCGCGAUGUGGUACGUCUAUGGGGAAGCCAAGCAGAACAUCUUGGACACCGUUCCAUUCGCAUCGCCGGACAUCAAAGCCAGAUAUUUCAUCAAGAAGUGUAUUACGCUACAUCGCGAGUCGAAGCUCAUCAAGGACUUGUCGCGCUUCUCGGUGGUGCCGGAGAAACUGCUCAAGCUGGCGCAGAGGAGCAUCCCCGACUGGAUGCAUCGCCCGUUCCAGAUCUUCCUGUGCGACGACGCCAAGAACAUGUCCAGGCUCUUGCGCUCCGCGCUCUUCCUGGGGUUGGCUUUGUCGGCCCACACGGGCAUGUGGCCUGGUGGAGAGCAGUGUGGAGAGCGGUUUCUGGUGCCGGGCGAUGAAGAGGACGAACUGCAUGGGCUGCACGCCAAGUGGAGCUCGCCCAGAGCGGAGUUUGUGGCACACUCCUUGAGUUGCCUGUACUUCACAUGCACGGCGCUCUGGUUGCUUCUGACCAUUGCCAUCAAGCUGCCCAUCGUGAUGUACGAAGUGGAGGAGGUGAUGCUUCAGGGCCACCAACGCUUCGCCAUCCCCCGGGUGGUGCUGGGGGCCUAUGCCUCGUCGAGGUUGCUCCGUGACGGACAAGUAGCCUGGCGGAUUCUCUUGUGA
This is a messenger RNA of Durusdinium trenchii, 3834 nucleotides long. NCBI's taxonomy places the organism in Eukaryota, Dinophyceae, Suessiales, Symbiodiniaceae. The record is from the annotation of a GenBank genome assembly.